Messenger RNA from Penicillium psychrosexuale, 180 nucleotides. RefSeq lists its product as uncharacterized. The transcript has 2 exons. The record is from RefSeq and is a predicted model, not a curated record. The coding region runs from base 1 to 180 and encodes 59 amino acids. NCBI's taxonomy places the organism in Eukaryota, Fungi, Ascomycota, Eurotiomycetes, Eurotiales, Aspergillaceae.
AUGACCGGCUCUCUUGAAAGGCUCAUCGAUGGCGCUGAAAUGCCUUUCAUCAAACCCAACGACAUGUCGAACGCUGAAAUUCCCAUCUUCAUUGAGUUCCUUCGAGGUAUGCUUACAAUUGACCCGACACAUCGAAAGUCGGCCGCAGAACUGCUGGACCAUGAAUGGCUUAAAAUGUGA